This is a messenger RNA of Oryzias melastigma (Indian medaka), 2827 nucleotides long. Its product is annotated as kinesin-like protein KIFC3. The transcript has 15 exons. The record is from RefSeq and is a predicted model, not a curated record. Gene Ontology annotation, biological process: microtubule-based movement. Gene Ontology annotation, molecular function: ATP binding; microtubule motor activity; microtubule binding. The coding region runs from base 256 to 2055 and encodes 599 amino acids. NCBI's taxonomy places the organism in Eukaryota, Metazoa, Chordata, Actinopteri, Beloniformes, Adrianichthyidae.
CACUCCCAACUGGAGCAAAAAGAACAAGACAGACACUCACGCAUACAAGCCUUUCAGCAGCAGAUUGAUGAGCUGAAGAGCUGCAUUGAAGAGCGUGAAGAGGAGCUGUCACGGCUGAGAACAGCAACAGGCGCCACAGACUCAGAGAAGCGAGUGCUGUGUCUGUCAGCAGAGAACGAGAGCUUGAAGCAGAGUUUGAGCGUGACGCAGGGCCUCCUGCAGCAGCUGUCCACCAUCCCGUCUCAGUCCAGCAACAUGCUCGUCAAGGAAAACGAGAAUCUGCGCAGCAGAGUGCAGCAGCUGGAGAGCUCUCUGCAGCAACGGGCCGAGCAGCUUUCACAACUGGAGAGAAGGAGCGAGCAGAGCGAGUGGAGGAGAGCGGAGGAGCUGAGGAAACGAGAGGACAGAGUGAGGGAGCUGCAGCUGGAGCUGGACAGAGAGAAGGGGAAGGAGCCCGUUGUAAAGUAUGUGACUCAGACUGUGGAGGUGGAAUCAGCAGCAACUGUGAAGCAGCUGAAUAAGGCCCGACAGAGGAACGAGGUGUUGGCUGGAAGGCUGUCUGAUCAGAACGAACGCUGCAGGCAGCUGGAGGAGCAAAUCCGGAAGUCUGAUGAGUACAGCUGCAAUCUGCAGCACAAGAUCGCAGCGUACGAGCGAGAAAUCACCAAACUGAGGGAGGAACUGUUGAAAGAAAUUGGACAUUUGGAGGAGAGGAAGGAAGAAGCGGUGAGAGCUGCUGCCAGCUGCUCAGCCGACCACUUUCAGAACCUGCAGGAUCAGUUCUUCAGCUUGCAGAAGCGUCUCACAGCACUCCCUCCCACUUUACGCUCCAUGAAGACAGACUACGCCAGCCUGAGGAGCCAAGUUCGAAACUUCUCAGACUUUUAUGGCAGUGCCAUCAAUGAAGCGAAAAAGCAGAUUGCAGCUGCCAUCAAUGAAAUGUCUGAAGCCAACAAAGAUCUCCUGGAGAAGUACAGAAAAGAGGUUGCGCUGCGCAGGAAGUACCACGAGCAGCUGGUGGAGCUCAAAGGAAACAUUCGCGUUCUGUGUCGUGUGAAGCCUGUGCUGAAGGAGGAUCAGCACGAGGAGGGUCAGUCCGUGGUCGUAGCCACCGAUCCCAACAAUGAAUCCUCUCUGACGGUGAUAAGCAAAGGAAAAGGUCGGAUCUUUGAGCUGGACAAGGUCUUCCAACCGCAGGCCACUCAGGAAGAGAUCUUUCAGGAGAUUGAGCCUCUUGUGACGUCGUGCAUUGAUGGAUACCAUGUUUGCAUAUUUGCAUAUGGGCAGACGGGCUCUGGAAAAACUCACACUAUGGAGGGCACCGUGGAAAACCCUGGAAUCAACCAGCGAGCUCUGAAACAUCUCUUUAAUGAGAUCGAGGAGAGGAAGGACAUGUGGUCCUACACCGUCUCCGUCAGCUCCGUGGAGAUCUACAACGAGGUGUUGAGAGACCUGCUUAGUAAGGAUGGAGAGAAACUGGACAUAAAGAUCAACCCGGAUGGAACGGGACAGCUGCAUGUGCCCGGCCUCAGAGUGAUAGAGGUGAAGAGUUUUCAGCACAUUAAAAAGAUUUUAGCCACAGCUCGACGGAACAGGAUCACCUUUGGCACUCAGAUGAACCAGCACAGCUCUCGCUCCCACGCCCUGCUGUGCAUCACCGUUCAGGGCACAGACCUCGCCACGGGCUCCAAAACCACAGGCAAGUUGAACCUGGUGGACCUGGCGGGCUCAGAGAGGGUGUGGAAAUCUGGUGCAGAGGGAGAGAGGCUGAAAGAAGCCCAAAAUAUCAACCGCUCCCUGCUGGCUCUGGGGGACGUCAUUCAGGCUCUCCGUGCUCGGCAGACUCACAUCCCCUUCAGGAACUCCCGCCUCACCUACUUACUGCAAGACUCUCUGGGCAAAGGCAGCAAAACCGUCAUGGUGGUCCAGGUUUCUGCUCUGGAGAGCAACGUGGGAGAAACGCUGUGCUCUCUAAAGUUUGCCCAGAGGGUGUGCAAGGUGGAACUAGGUCCUGCAGCCAGGAAGAUCGAAUCCGGCGUGGGGCAGUGUGACUGAAUCCUCCGGAGUCUGCCAGAUCAUCAUCCGGCACUAGAAUAAUCCUCAAAGCUCUGCAGCAAUCCUGAUCAAGGGCUAAAUGUGCAGCUGUGGCCGAAACUCCUCCAUCAUCACGAACUUCUGUUGCCAUAAUUCUUAAUCUGCAUGCAGGAGUCAAACGAUGCGAGGCCUCAUUCUUCUUCCAGCCCAACAGAACAAUUCUCAGUGAUCAUUUUAGUCAGUAUAUCAACACAUCAGUUCAUGCUGAGUUACUCAUCCUGCUGUAAAUGCCUGUAGUUUGUAAUCUUCAUCCCAAAUAUGAUGUAUAUCCGAAGAUUGUAGUGUGUAGGAGCGGCUGAAGUACAAGCUGCUCAUUUAUGUCACAUUUAAGUCGCAGAUUUGUGCCGUUUUUGUGAGUUCCUCUUUAGCAUUGUUUGCCUUUCGUGGCAGGAAUCUGUUGUGGAAGGAGCGGGUGGCCUUUACGUCAUGAGCUGUGCAAUACGCUCCUUCAAGAUGACGGGAGUUUUGACUGAAGAUGCACUUUAUUGUGAAAGGAACGGAUCAUUUCAGCUCAAACGCUUGUAAUAGAGUUCACUAGUGAAAUUCAUACCAAAUACUGUUUAUGGGUUCAAUUUGUUCAUUGAUUUAUCAGCUGCUUAAAGAAAGUUAGCUUUUGACUUUAAUGUAGCAACACAUCGAUGUCGCAUCAACUACCUUGAGUGCUUAGGAGUCGCUAAUGAUAAAGAGUGAAUCUUCAGGUAAUUUUAUCAAUAAAUAUGGAUUUUAAAAAGUG